AUUGUUGCCAUAUCUGACAUAGGGGAAAGGAUACCGCAGCGACAACCGAGAUCACAGCUUUCCCAUCGAUCAGAGCUAUAAGACGAGGUGUUGGACGAGAAGAACGCCAUCAAGAAACGUUGAACGGAUCACUGCUUGAUCGUCGAAUCCCUGCAUCUAUCUGCCAGUCUCAACAAUAAUUAUUAUUGCCCAACAUGGACAUGUCAGGAAUGGACGAUAUGUCGUCCACAAGCUCAAACUCCACCAUGACCAUGAAGAUGUACUUUCACGGUACCCUAGGAACUGACAUGCUUUGGUUCGCCUCGUGGAUGCCUUCUUCCGCUGGAGCUACGGUCGGCGUCUGUAUCGCGCUAUUCAUGAUGGCUAUCUUUGAGCGGUAUCUGAUUGCGUUCAGGCGGGCUUGUGAUGUCUCUUGGCGAAAAGGUCAAAUUGGCUACGCCCGUCCAACCGCUUCAGGACCCCUCCCCACAUCGACCACCGCCACAACCACCUCCACCCUAUCCCCUUCCACCCUCUCCCAGCGCCACAGCUCCAACCCUUCCAUCCAAAAGACCGCCUACAACGCCGUCUCCGCCCAAGACUAUCCCGUCAACCAGGACCAGGAUCCCGACGCCGAGCCGGUCACGCCCUACACUGCCGGUACCCAGCCCAGCUCGGGGUCUUCUGCGCCUUCGUAUUCUUUGGCUCAGAUGCAAGGCACAGGGAGGAAGGAGGAGAAGGGGACGGUGGAGAAGAAGAAGAAGGAGGAGGAGGGGUACGCGCAUUUGCCGAAAGCUGUGCGAAGGGGCCUUGAUCCCGGACGAGAGGAUCGGUGGUCUCGCCCCUUCCGAUGGGGUGUCGAUCUUCCGAGGGGUCUACUGCAGGCUUUACAAACGACCAUCCACUAUCUCUUGAUGUACGUUCUUCCUCCUCUUCCUUCUCCUCCUGACAGUGGAAUAGUGUGGAGACGGAGCUGAUGGGGGCAUAGGUUGGUGGUGAUGACGUUCAAUAUUUGGUGGUGUGUUGCUGUGAUCGUGGGGAGUGGGGUAGGGGAGAUGUUGUUUGGAAGAAUGGGGGCGAGUCAGGGUGGUCAUUGAUUGUUGAGAUUUCUUGUAGUACUGUGCAUCAUCUGUUUCGUUAGAAUCGAAGGGUCUCUCAGCGCACGGCAUGUAUCUCCCGAUAGAGGCUUUGAAUC
Cryptococcus amylolentus CBS 6039 is the source of this 1174-nucleotide messenger RNA. RefSeq lists its product as hypothetical. Gene Ontology annotation, molecular function: copper ion transmembrane transporter activity. The transcript has 5 exons. The record is from RefSeq and is a predicted model, not a curated record. Lineage: Eukaryota; Fungi; Basidiomycota; Tremellomycetes; Tremellales; Cryptococcaceae. Gene Ontology annotation, cellular component: plasma membrane. Gene Ontology annotation, biological process: intracellular copper ion homeostasis; copper ion transmembrane transport. Bases 195 to 956 code for a protein of 253 amino acids.